AUGGACCUUACCAACCACCUCCCGUCUGCCUUGUGGCAGGAGGCACGAAAUGAUGCAGGUCGCGUUUAUUACUACAAUGUGCAGACGAAAGCCACCCAGUGGAACAAGCCUACAGAGCUGAUGACUCCAGUUGAGAUUGCUCUGGCGAAUCAACCAUGGAAGGAAUACACUACUGAUGCUGGUCGUAAAUACUGGUACAACACAGAAAGCAAGCAGAGUACAUGGGAGAUGCCGCAGGUUUACAAAGAUGCACUUGCCCAGGCGCCCGCGCCCCCGGCACCUGCUGCGGCGCCUACAUUUGUUGCAGGCGGGACCUCUUUGUCCACACAAAUCCAGCACCGCGACCAGCACCGCGAACGCGACGACCAUGACCGAGGUGAUCGCGGGUUUAGCGACCGGCGCGGUGGAUACGGAUCGUAUGAAGCCAACGCUAUACUUGCGACACCGGAUUUCAAGUCCCAGGACCCCAACUAUCAAUCUCUUGAGGAGGCAGAGAGUGCGUUCAUGAAGAUGCUGAAGCGCCACAACGUGCAACCCGAGUGGACUUGGGAAGACACUAUGCGAGCCACGAUCAAGGACCCCCAAUACCGUGCUCUGAAGGACCCACGUGACCGCAAGGCAGCUUUCGAGAAGUAUGGGGUUCAAGUGCGAAUGCAGGAAAAGGAACGCGCGAAAGAAAGAUUCGCCAAGCUCCGCGUGGACUUCUUCACCAUGAUGAAGCGUCACCCCGAGAUCAAAUACUACAGUCGCUGGAAGACAAUCCGUCCGAUCAUCGAGGGAGAGACCACGUUCCGGUCUACCAAUGAAGAAGACGAAAGGCGCCAGCUCUUUGAAGAAUACAUUCUUCAACUCAGAAAGGAUCAUUUCGAACAAGAAACCGCCACGCGCAAGGCCGCUAUGGAUGAACUAACUGCUAUUCUGGGUUCACUCAACCUAGAACCUUACACGCGCUGGUCCGAAGCACAAGCUAUCAUUCAGUCCAACAGUAAAUUCCAAGGGGAUCAAAAGUUCAAGAGUUUGAGCAAAUGUGACGUUCUCACGGCUUUUGAAACCCACAUCAAGUCCCUAGAGAGGGCUUUCAAUGAUGCUCGCCAGCAGCACAAGGCAGCGCGCGCCAGAAAGGAGCGUAAGAACCGGGAGCAGUUUGUGAACCUCCUGAAAGAGCUCAGAUCUCAGGGUAAGAUCAAGGCGGGCACUAAGUGGAUGAAUAUCUGCCCGCUGAUCAAAGACGAUCCCAGAUAUCAUGGCAUCCUGGGCCAGCCUGGGUCAACUCCUCUCGAUCUGUUCUGGGACGUCGUGGAAGAUGAAGAGCGCGCUCUGCGCGGACCUCGGAAUAGUGUGCUGGAUGUGCUAGAUGACAAACGAUUCGAAGUCACGGGCGGAACCACAUUUGAUGAGUUUAGCUUCAUCAUGUCUGCCGACCGCCGCACCUCUAAGAUCGACCCCGAGACCCUCAAUCUCAUCUUCCAGCGUAUCCAAGAGAAGGCAGUCCGCCGCAUGGAAGACGAGAAGUAUAUCGCCGAUCGCCAACAGCGCCGUGCCGUGGAGGCGCUGCGGUCUCGUAUCAAGCGCUUGGAGCCGCCUGUUCGGGCCACCGAUACCUGGGCGGAGGUCUAUCCCCGCCUGGAGAAAUACGACGAAUACAAGGCCCUCGAGUCAGAUGAGCUCCGGGAGUCUGCCUUCGACAAAACCGUUCGCCGGCUGAAGGAAAGAGAGGAGGAGGCAGAGAAGGACCGCGAAGCCUACAGCCAGAACCGUGGCCGACGUGACCAUGACCGUGUCGAUCGCGAUUACCGCAAGGGCCGCGUGGAACGACGAGGCCCCAGCGGCCGGGUCAGUCAUACGCCGGAAAUGGACGCGUACGAGGCAGACCGUCGCAAGGCACAGGCCGAUCGCGAACGAACUUACCGCAAGGUCAGCGGUAUUUCCCCAUCUCGUGACCGUCGCGAUGAGCGUGGAGACCGUGACCGUUAUCGUAGCCGUGAUCGGGACUUUGGCCGUGGUGCACGUCCUAGAGAUCCCGAUAGACGUGAGGAUGAACGGGAGCGCCUGUACCGCACUCGCGGCGACCCUCGUGGAGGCCGUGAUGAGCUUGAUUAUGGAGGUGGUAGCAGUGGUGCGGUUGACACCCGCAGUGUGGCUAGUGGUGAUCGCCGCCGCCGGCGUGAAAGUGAUGCUGAGAGUGUGGCCAGCCGAUCUGUCAAACGUUACCGACGUGAUAGCCGCGAGCGAGACCGCAGUAAGGACGCGCGUGUACCCCGCCGCUCUGCCAUACCGGAAGAACCCAAGGAGGAUAGCAAGGACGACAAAGCCAUCCACUCUGGCAGCGAGGAAGGAGAGAUUGAGGAGGAGUAA
Penicillium bovifimosum is the source of this 2355-nucleotide messenger RNA. RefSeq names its product snoRNA-splicing protein PRP40. Gene Ontology annotation, cellular component: U2-type prespliceosome; U1 snRNP. Gene Ontology annotation, molecular function: RNA binding; protein binding. The coding region runs from base 1 to 2355 and encodes 784 amino acids. Gene Ontology annotation, biological process: mRNA cis splicing, via spliceosome. The record is from RefSeq and is a predicted model, not a curated record. The transcript is spliced from 4 exons. Lineage: Eukaryota; Fungi; Ascomycota; Eurotiomycetes; Eurotiales; Aspergillaceae.